Molecule: messenger RNA, 6054 nt
Organism: Metopolophium dirhodum (rose-grain aphid)
Lineage: Eukaryota; Metazoa; Arthropoda; Insecta; Hemiptera; Aphididae
Gene: HDAC4
Product: histone deacetylase 4
Exons: 24
Coding region: 1301-4405 (1034 amino acids)
Biological process (GO): negative regulation of transcription by RNA polymerase II; chromatin organization
Cellular component (GO): histone deacetylase complex
Molecular function (GO): histone deacetylase activity
Source: RefSeq, a predicted model, not a curated record
AUGUCGAUCGAGAUCGACUAGACCAUUCUUAGAGGGAUAUUGGUCGAUCUUAUUAAAAAUGAAUGAUUAUACUAAUAUUUUUUGAUCACGCGCGGAAUCUUAAAGUUCAAUACUUAAACGAUAGAGUAAAGAAUAAAAACACCUUUACGCUUUAUAUACAAAGUAAAAUAUUUAUCAGCGAAAAAAAACAUAAAAUUUUCCGACGGAGAAAUAAUGAAAGAAGAAUAUUAUUAUGCUGCGUGUAAGAAUAUAAAUAAUGUUUAGUAUACCUAAACAAAUAGUGGUAGAUCACCACAUGCUUAAAAUGAUUAAUGUAACUCACUUGUUGGAAAAAGAUGGCGACCCCUGCUGUAUACAAUAACAUUACAUUACUUUGCAAUUCAGUUUAUCUUUUUAGGUAUUAUCCAUUUAUACAUCACUAUUUAUUUCAGUGUUAAAGUGUAUUUUUGAACGAGUGUGUUUAGGUAUUUCAUAAUUGUUUCUGUUAUAUAAAUUAACUUAGGUAUACGAGAAAUUUAAAAUCCGUCUGAAAUCAUUAAUUUCAUUCAAAAACGCUAUUAAAUUUAACUAUUAUAAAAAAAAAAAUGUAACCACUUAUUGCUAAAAGAAAAACGUACGAGGAACUUUAUACUACAUUUUAAGCUUUUUACUAGGAAAUAAAAAUUUGACUAUACUUACUUAAAUCAAAAAAAACUAAAAAAAAACUUUGAAAAUUAAAUAGAGCCAACACAAUUAGAAAUAUUAUGUCUAGAAAAUGCUAAUUAAUUUGAAAUAUAAUUUUGGUAAAAAAUAACAACAAAAACAAAAUUUGUUUUGUUGAAAUCUGGUUUUGCGUAAAAAGUCCUGUUUUUCCAUAAUAUUAUAUUUGAACGAUAUUGCAUAUUUUUAUUUCUGUCAGCAAUAAUUUAUUGUCAUUACUCAAUAUUGUGUCAGGUGCUAGUGUUGAACACUUCGACUUUCCUCUUUCACAGUAGUAAUUUAUUAGUGAUUACUAAUUAGGGUGGAACAAAAUGCCUGUUGUAGAUUCUAUAUAAUAUUAUUAUGAAAUCCAUAGUUGGGCAUGAAAACUUAAUAUUUAACAAUGAUCGAUAAAAUAAGACAAUAUUACCAAAUGUAUGACGUAAUACAAAUACCAUAAAUUAUCAUCCAAUCAGCAUCGAAAAACACUUUCCAGUAACGCCCUCCUUAUCAAAACUGGCUAUAAAUUAUGACCGGGAACGAAUAGCAUAUUUAAUAUAAUCGGCUGUAGGUCGUGUUAGUCGUGAACAUCAAAAAGUGCCUAAAAUCUAUAACAGCAGAAAUGACUCGUGAAUCAAUAGUAAGCAGUUACAAUACUGAAGAUGCAUUGGGGGACAGGCCAUUGGAAUUAGUUCAACCUACUAAUCAUGUCCACGAACACACAAUACAUCAUCAAAUAUUGGAGUUAAAAAAGCAACAACAACUUCAACAACAAUAUUUAUUGGAACAAUUCCAAGCUCAACAACAACAGUUAGCCGAGCAACACGAACAACAACUCCGGCAACAUCUUAAAACAUGUGUUAUGCAGGAUUUAUGGGAAAAAAAACGGGAACUUGAAGAAAAAGAACAGCGUGAAAAAAAGGAAGAAGAAAAAUUGGAAACCAUUAAAAAAAAAGAAAAACAUGAACAAAGUGCCAUUGCGUCAUCCGAAGUUAAACAAAUUUUACAGGGGUUUCUGCUGAGUAAAAAACAUCGAGAAGCAGCAUCAAGCAGCUCUAUACAAUCCCAACAAUCAUACCCUAGUUGGGGUAUCUUACAAUCUCAGCAGUCGGAACCAAACGUAAUGCCUAGUAGUUUAAGUCCAUCAUCCAGUGGGUCAAAUAUUACACCGUAUAGAUUUGUUGGGCGGUACGAAGAUGAUUUUCCUCUUAGAAAAACAGCGUCCGAACCGAAUUUGCUCAAAUCCAGAUUGAAACAGCGCAUGUUCGACAGACGUAACAAUCCAAUCGCACGGCCCAAAGAAAGAUUCAGCAACAGAGUGUCUAAGCUCGCAAUAGAGACAUCGCCGUCGGGUAGCACCCCCGGUUCUGGACCUAAUUCUCCUCCUAUACUCAUACCAAACUGUCGAAACUCACCUUCAACUGGAGCCACAACUCCAAUUAAAGAAGAAGGAGAAAUUUCAUUUGGACAUAUGACUAAUAAUAAAUCAGACCAAAGCAGUAGUGUUGCUGAUAUAUCUGCAUUAUAUACAAGUCCUUCAAUGCCUAAUAUAUCACUAGGUAGACCACCAUCAAAUUCGUUUAUUCGGUGUCUAUCAAAAUUAACGGAUUGGGAUGGAUCAAAAUUAUCGUCUGUUUCGGAAGCUGAAGUCCGUGCCGCAUUUACUGCAAGAUUAGGUGCACCACUUACAGGUCAAAUGUUGUCAAGUACAUUGCCAUAUUAUCCUACGCUUCCAGUAAUGGAUACAUCUCAAAGUUUCAUUCAAAAACAAAUGCGAAGUCUCGAGUCCAGACAAACUACUACUAUUCCAUCAUUUCAUCCUGCACCUAUUACUGAUACUCAAGUGGCACAUGCUAGGUUGAAUAAAGCUGGGCACAGACCACUGGGUCGUACACAGUCAGCACCGCUACCUCUUGGGCAUCCAAUGUUGAACAGCACUGUACCAGGUCAACAACUAAGUGUUCAUUAUGAAGAUUACGAAUUACCACUUCAACAACUUAGUACACAUUAUUUGAAACAACAAAUUCGUCAUACCGUUUUGACUCGAGCUGGAAGUCGGGCUCAUUUGGCUAAUAACAGUAGUUUAAUUAAUGAAGACCAAGAAGAUAAUGCAAAGGUGAUUGAUUUGACUGGUGGUCCAAGAACAUCCACAGAUAAUGGCUUGAAAAAUAAAAGUCAAUCAUUUUUACAACAACAACGUGACCUAAUGAUGCGACAAACAUCUCAAUCCAAUGAUAUUUCACUUUUAGCAAAUCGGAAUACACAUGUUACUCUCCCUUUAGUUCGAACAUAUUCCAGUCCUUUAGAUGCUACCGUAAGUACAGGAGGCAUUAACUCUGACACAUCUACAUCAUCAUCAUCACCAUACCUUUCAUCUACUAGCCUUAAUUCUUCUGGCACUAAACUAUCAGCUCCACACCGGCCUAAUACUGGUCUAGCAUUUGACAGUUUGAUGUUGAAACAUGCUUGCAAAUGUGGCAACAACGCUAUACAUCCAGAACAUAGUGGACGGCUUCAAAGUGUUUGGGCUCGAUUGAUUGAAACAGGAUUAGCUAGACGAUGUGAUAAGUUGAGACCACGCAAAGCUACAAUUGAAGAAUUACAGACAUGCCAUACUGAACCGCACACUCUUUUAUUUGGUACAAACCUUGCGAGUCGUCAAAAAAUGGAUAGUUCUAAAUUAGCAGAAUUGCCAGUAAAAGCAUUGGUACGAUUGCCUUGCGGUGGAUUAGGUGUAGAUUCUGACACUACAUGGAACGAAUUGCAUACAGCACCAGCUGCUCGUAUGGCUGUUGGUUGUGUUAUUGAUUUAGCUUUUAAAGCUGCCCUGGGUGAUAUAAAAAAUGGCUUUGCUAUUGUCCGUCCACCUGGGCAUCAUGCAGAAGCUAAUCAAGCUAUGGGAUUUUGUUUUUUUAAUUCAAUUGCUGUUGCUUGUCGUCUGUUACAACAAAGGCAAGCCGUACGACGUAUACUUAUUGUUGAUUGGGAUGUUCACCAUGGUAAUGGUACACAACAAAUUUUCUAUGACGAUAGAAGUGUUCUAUAUUUAUCUAUUCACCGACAUGAUGAGGGUAACUUCUUUCCAGGAACUGGUGCACCUGGUGAGUGUGGAGCUGGCAGUGGUCUAGGAUACAAUGUGAAUAUUGCAUGGAGUGGUGGUCUACAACCUCCACUAGGUGAUGCUGAGUAUUUAGCAGCUUUUCGGACAGUAGUAAUGCCUAUUGCUCGGGAUUAUGCUCCAGAAAUCAUCUUGGUAUCUGCUGGUUUUGAUGCGGCUUCAGGUCAUCCAGCUCCAUUGGGUGGAUAUAAUGUAACCCCUGCUUGUUUUGCUUACAUGACACAACAGUUAAUGCAAAUUGCAGAUGGAAAAGUAAUUUUAUCAUUAGAAGGAGGAUAUGAUCUGACUGCAAUAUGUGACAGUGCAGAAGAAUGUGUACGUGCACUGCUUGAGGAUGAAGUGACACCAAUCGUACAGUCUGAGCUUCAUCGGACCCCUUGUCAAAACGCCAUAAAAACUUUACAAAAAACCAUCGCAAUUCAAUUGCCUCACUGGCCUGUGUUAAAAAAACUAGCACACACAGUAUCGUGCAGUGCUGUGGAAGCUACUUUAUGUGAAGAAAAUGAAACAGUUAGUGCUAUGGCUUCAUUAUCAAUGACCAGGCAUAGAAUACAAAGUUCAGAACCUAGUGAAGAACCGAUGGAAGAAGACUGCGAGGAUGAUAAAUAGAUGUUCGUCUGGUCUAUUUUGAGCCAAUUAAUAACACUUUGUAUUAUUCAAUAUUGUUUCAUUGUGAAAUUUCACAUUGUAUGUAUAAUCUAACCUGUCAACAACUAAAAAAAAAUAGUCCCCUAUGCUGUGACUUUAAAAAGUUGUAUCGUGUAUAUUGUAUUAAAUACAGAAGUAUACGAGUUAAAUUACUAUUUAGAUCCUUAAAUAAUUUACGCAAUUGUUUGGUUAUCAAAUGAUCAAUUUUUUUUAAUAUUUUCAUUAUCCCUUCCCCAUAUGUAUAUUUAUAUAAAACAUUCCAAAUAAUAAUUCUUAACACAUAAAAUUAUUCCAAAAAUUAUGUUACCUGCGUCAUAACGUAAAGUAAAAUAUUGUUUAAAAUAUAUAUAUUUUUAAUUUGUUAUUGUUUUAAAUAUCUAUAUUAGUCUUAUUUGAACACAUAUUGAUAUAAAUAUAUAUAAUAUAUAUUAAAUGUUGUGAUAAAUGAUAAUUGUUAAUAUUUUAUUUUUUUUGGCCAGAUUUCAAUUCUGGACACCUUUAAAUAUAUUUUAUGUUUUGCCCUUUCUAUUUAUGUAAAUACCAAAUAUUAAUAAAUAUUGAGUUGGAGUUAUAUGUUUACUAGUCGUUUAUAAUAUAUAUUCAUGUAAUUAUAAUUAUAAUAAUUUAUCAUCAUUAUCAUUAUUAUAAUUACUAUUAUUAUUUUAUAAUUAUUACUUUCGUUAUGAUUAUUUAGUCUAUUUUAUAAAAAAAUAUUGGCUCUUGACGGUUCAACUUUUAAAUUUCAAAUUAUUGUUGUUAUUACAGAAUAUUUAUGGGAAUUAAUGUGUUAGUAUUUGUUGCAUAUAUAUAUAAUAUUUUAGUGAACGCCUUUCUUGUGGCUUUUUGAAAAUAGUAUUAUGAUAGUUUGAGAAUCCUGUUUAAACAUUUGAUGUGUAAUUCUUAUAGAUGUAUAAAUAUAUUAUUAUGAGGAUAAAUGUUAAAAUUGAUGUGAUAAUAUUUUGUUUUUAUUUUAAACUUAGUAUAGAUUAAAUAUACUUAAAUGGGCAACAUACAGAUUACUUUCUCGUAUUGUUUAUUAUUUUAAUAGUAGAUAUCAAUGUUAGAAAAGUUAGUAUUCUCCAAUAAAAAAAAAAAAAAUGAAAUUUGUUUGAAUUGUAUUCAUAUUCAUUGUAUAGCCUUCAAUGUGUAAUGAUAGUGUUGCCGAUUUAGGUUUAAUUAAUCCAUAAUAUACAUACAUUGUUAUUAUAGAGCGAGUGCAAGAAGAAAACUAGAAUUAAAAUCACAAAAAUAUUAAUUUAAUUUUUAAUUUUUUUCAUAAUGAUUAAAAGUAUAUUAUGUCAAUUAAUAAAUGCUUUAUUUUAUUAAUACUAAACUUUGGUGUAUAUUUUAAGAAUAAUAUUAUCAUUUAUCAGAUCACCUUGCAUUUUCUACAGUUGUGUGUAGUGGUUAUGAAUUUGUUUUAUUAUUAUGUGUACAGUGCUUAUUCUAAUUGUUAACUUUUGUUGUAUUCUUUCUUUUGUUACUGUUAAAAAAAAAUGGUAUUGCAUUAUGUUAAAUUCAUAUUUGUCCAAGUGAAGUAAAUGUUUUUUUUAAAUGUAAUAAUUAUCUUGACUUUGUAUGUUUUUCAUUUGAUUAUUAAUCGUGAAAUG